GAGUGUGGGGGCGUGGCUAAUUCGGGGGCGUGGCUAUGGCCGUAGGGGAGCGCGGGCUGCGGCGCCUGCGCAGUGAGCCGAGCGGGCGGCGGGGAGCGUGUUGCAAUGGCGGGGUACAGCGUGGAGGAGCGUGCCGCGCCGCACAGCCUGGAGUACCGCCUGUUUUUCAAGGACGCGGCCGGGCGGUACAUCUCCCCCUUCCACGACAUCCCGCUGUACGCGGACGCCGGCAAGAAUGUGUUCAACAUGGUCGUGGAAGUACCUCGAUGGACAAAUGCUAAGAUGGAGAUUGCAACAAAGGAUCCCUUAAACCCAAUUAAGCAAGAUGUGAAGAAGGGAAAACUGCGCUACGUAGCUAAUGUGUUUCCCCACAAGGGCUAUAUCUGGAAUUACGGUGCUAUCCCACAGACUUGGGAAGACCCAGGCCAUAAGGAUGAAAACACUGGCUGCUGUGGAGACAAUGAUCCAAUUGACGUAUGCGAAAUUGGAAGCAAGGUCUGCUCACGAGGAGAAGUGAUUAAAGUGAAGGUGCUAGGCACGCUGGCACUGAUUGAUGAGGGAGAAACAGACUGGAAGAUAAUUGCUAUUAACGUUGAAGAUCCUGAAGCAGAAAAUUAUAACGAUAUCAAUGAUGUCAGAAGGAUGAAGCCUGGAUACUUAGAAGCUACGGUGGACUGGUUUAGAAGAUACAAAGUUCCUGAUGGAAAGCCAGAAAACCAGUUUGCUUUUAAUGGAGAAUUUAAAGAUAAGGAUUUUGCAGUGAACAUUAUCAAAAGCACUCAUGAACACUGGAAAGCUUUGAUAGCUAAAAAAACUGACGGAGGAGAGAUCAGCUGCACAAAUCUGACAGUCUCAGGCAGCCCCUUCUGCUGUAGUCAAGAGUGUGCAAAAGCUACUGUGGAUGCAGCACCACCAUGUAAAGCUGCCAACCCAAUCCCACCUGAAGUUGACAGGUGGUUCUAUUACCAGAAGAACUGAAGGCUGAGGAUGCCUGGUGCAGCAGCUGCAUCCUUCCCACCGCGAAGUCACCACGUGCAGGAGUAGCCCAGAAGAAUAGUGCUGGUGACAAGGCGGAGACCUUGCCUGUGACUUACACCAAUUAGAACCGCCUGUCUAGCCGUGACGCCUGAUGUAUUGGCUCUUGCGGAGGCUAGAAGACAUAAUUUGUCAAUCAAAAGCUGCUGCUUGUGCGUGGUCUCGUGGUGUUUUGUAAGUGUCAGCACCUGCACGGCUUUAUGUUCAGAGGCUCACCUGGUACGCGUGCUGGAUGUUAGAAAUAAAACUACUGAACUCUC
Messenger RNA from Phasianus colchicus (ring-necked pheasant), 1295 nucleotides. RefSeq names its product inorganic pyrophosphatase 1 (gene PPA1). Gene Ontology annotation, molecular function: inorganic diphosphate phosphatase activity; magnesium ion binding. Gene Ontology annotation, cellular component: cytoplasm. Lineage: Eukaryota; Metazoa; Chordata; Aves; Galliformes; Phasianidae. The record is from RefSeq and is a predicted model, not a curated record. Gene Ontology annotation, biological process: phosphate-containing compound metabolic process.